Messenger RNA from Caenorhabditis elegans, 2118 nucleotides. It is a transcript of the gene fog-1, whose product is annotated as RRM domain-containing protein. NCBI's taxonomy places the organism in Eukaryota, Metazoa, Nematoda, Chromadorea, Rhabditida, Rhabditidae. The record is from RefSeq and is marked reviewed.
AGCUUAAAACCAAUGUUUCCCAGUGGUCACAAUGAAAAAUGGACUCGUGGUUACCAGCGGGAGAAUUCUCUGUUACAUCACGACGACGAGUUCAGAUCGUUCCAGCGUCGCACAGACUGCCCACAACAUUUUUACCAGCAAACGAAUGGGUAUGAGCACUCUCUGUUUGGUGAAAAGGCCGGAUUCCACGAAGCUUCUGCACAAAACCUGCUUAUGCAUCUUGCAUCACAGAUUUCUCCGAUGGAAUUCGCUAAACUCCAACUCGAGCUCUUGGCUAGCCAAAAUAAGCAGCGUCCGCAUCGUGGUGCAGGUUUCGGCUCGUACCUCAUGAGCCCGCCGGCAACAGUGUCAAGCUCUCGGAGCACAGUGCUCUGUUGCAACCCGGCUCCACCAUACGCCAGUCACUGCCAAUCACCGGCUGCUUCUGAUGAUUUCGGCCAUCACUUUGGCUCGUUCGACUCGAUGUCCGCCUACAAUUUCCACAACAACAACCAGCAGCAAAGACGUGAAGCACACGUUUCUAGAGAUGGAAAGAGCUUCGAUCAAGGCAACAUCUACACCGCCGAAGAUGUGCACACGGUUGUCAAGAACCAUCGGAACGAGAACAAUCAACGAGUCGUCUCCAACAAAGUAUUCGUUGGUGGAAUCUCGCAUAUGAUGAAUCGGAAGAUCAUUAACAAAUUCUUCGGUCAAUUUGGAACGGUUUUCGUCGAUUGGCCAGUGAAGCAGAAGCCGAAUUCUCGCGGAAAAUCGAUCGCCAUUGGAUCCUACUCGUACUUGUUCCUUGUCUAUUCGGAUGAGCAGUCAGUGAUCAAACUGAUGUCUGCAUGCCAUCGAAAUUCACAAAACGACUUCUUCGUUUCAGUGCCAGGAUUUAGAGAUAUGAUUCAAAUCCGUCCCUGGUUCAUCUACAACGGUUUCUACAUCUUGGAAAAAGCCCGUCACAACCGUAUCAUCGAUAUUCACCGGACCGUCUUUCUUGGAGGACUCCCGAGAAUUGUAACAGCCGAGGAAAUAGCUCAAAUGUUCUCAGAGUUCGGAGUUGUUCUUCUCGUCACAAUCGAUAUUGAUCAAGACUACGGAUACCCGAAAGGAGCGGCUCGAGUGACUUUCGAACGGGAUUCUGCGUUUAAUAGGGCACUGGAGAAGAAAUUCCUGAAAUUCGACAAUAUCGAUUCGAGCAAGACGAUGAUAGAGAUCAAGCCAUACGUGAUGGAAGAUGUUGGAUGUGAUGAGUGUGGAGGUUUAUGGUUCAAUCCAUUCCUAAGCAUCUACGAUCAUUUAAAAUGUGCAAAAGACGAUCAUCAAAAGGAACAGAAAAUGGCUGAAAUUAAGAAUUUCAAUAUGUGGUCAUCCAGAAGCCCAUUCUCACUAAAUUCUGGUGAUGGACACGAUGAUUUGAUCACGAAAAUGGAUGCCGGAUUCAAGAAGAAUUGCAAUUUGGCGUGCACCUACUCAAACCGGGAAAACGAGAAAAAUGAGACUGAAAUGGGAGCUCGGAAAUUCUUGGAAAUGGUCAAAUCGUUCGGAUUGGAGAAGGAAAAGACUGUGACUGUGAACGGAAACGAAUAUCCAAUUGGACCAGAUCUAUGGGAUAAAUUCCUUCCUGCUCCGAAAUAUGAUGUGGGAACUGAACCGGUCCGAAUGAAUCCAGAAGCCAAACUCCAACAGUUCCUACGCAUGAAACGUACCAACGUCUACAGCAACAAGAGCGCAUACUGCAAAGAGGCUCCGUGUCGCCAGUACUACUGUCCAUCGUGCUCCAACAAACUCCAUUCGGGACCCAAUCAGCACACCCUCUUACCAGCCGGAAAACCAGAACGUCGUCCGAGAAAGGACAAAAAUAUGUACCUUGUUAAUAUGGGAAAGUAGUUUUUCUCGUAUUUUUAACAUUUUUUUCCAUCCACCCAACUAUCACCACCACCAUAACCUCUUGUAAAAUCUGUUAUUUGUUCACGUUUUUCCAAUAAUUUUCCACAAGUUUUCACAAUUCCCACCGCCGGUAAAGUUUGUUUCGAUUGUUACCUACAUGAUCUGUAUCAUGAUCUGUAUCAUUUUUGUUCUCCGACUUCGCCAUAUAUUUGCAUGAUUUGUUUUAUAAACAUGUUUGACGCACAA